Erinaceus europaeus (western European hedgehog) is the source of this 192-nucleotide messenger RNA. RefSeq names its product beta-defensin 15-like. NCBI's taxonomy places the organism in Eukaryota, Metazoa, Chordata, Mammalia, Eulipotyphla, Erinaceidae. Bases 1 to 192 code for a protein of 63 amino acids. Gene Ontology annotation, biological process: innate immune response. The record is from RefSeq and is a predicted model, not a curated record. The transcript has 2 exons. Gene Ontology annotation, cellular component: extracellular region.
AUGAGGACUCUCCUUUUUCUCUUUGUUCUUCUCUUCUUUCUGGGCCCAGCCAUGAAUAAAUUCUUGGAUGAGAAAUGCAUCAGGCUUGACGGGAGAUGCUCGGCUGAUUGUAAGAAAAAUGAAGAACUUGUUGGCCUCUGCCAUAAAGCUCAGAAAUGCUGUCUGUUGCUCGAACCAUGCUGGCAGAAAUGA